AGAAGAAAAAAAAAGGAAGCUCACCAGCAGAUAGAAAGAGAAAGGAAGAGAGAGAGAGAGAAAAACGUCCGUUAAUUUCAGUUAAAAAUAAAAAAAAACAGAAAAAAGAGAGAAAGAAUGGUCACAGAGGAAGAGAUAUCAGAAGCGGUGCGGUCUCUGUUGAGAGAAUGGAACCCUAGAAGGCAAAGCUUCACGACGUUGAACCAAGUGGUUCAGGAGCUUCAGGCCAAGCUUGGCCAUGACCUAACCCACAAGCUCGAUUUCAUAACCGCGCAGAUCAACCUCCUCUUCGGAUCCCAACAACCUCCGCCGCCGCAUCCUCCGCCGCAGCAUCCGCAGAGGCAGUUACAACAACAACAACAACAACCGCCUUCUCUUUCCAAGGACCAUUUUGCCCUUCACCAAAACCCUAAUUUCCACACUGCUACCGUCAGUUCCGCCUUCCAGAACUUCCCUUCCAACCCCGCACCGCCCGUUAAACCCGACACUUCCGCUGCCGCUGUCACCGUCGUUGCGGAUGUUGCUACCACUGCAGCUCCUCCUCCUGCUAACGAGGUCCCCAAGGAAGGUACUCAAACUAAGGCAAAGAGAAGGGGUGGCCCAGGAGGUCUCAACAAACUUUGUGGUGUUUCACCUGAACUUCAGGUCAUUGUUGGCCAGCCAGCAUUGCCAAGGACUGAGAUUGUGAAGCAACUCUGGGCUUACAUAAGGAAAAACAAUCUCCAAGAUCCUAGCAACAAAAGGAAAAUAAUUUGCAAUGAUGAGCUGCGUGUGGUGUUUGAGACUGAUUGUACUGAUAUGUUCAAGAUGAAUAAGUUGCUAGCUAAACACAUAAUUCCCCUUGAACCAACCAAACAGCCUGUUCCAAAGAAGCAGAAGGUAGAUGUGGAGUCGGGAACAAAAAGUGCUGAGCCUGCUCCUUCUGUAAUAAUAUCAGAUGCACUUGCUAACUUUUUUGGCAUUACUGGAAGGGAGAUGCUACAGUCAGAGGUUCUGAGACGUAUCUGGGAGUACAUAAAGGUUAACCAGCUAGAGGAUCCUGUGAAUCCUAUGGCAAUAGUGUGUGAUGCAAAGCUUCAGGAGCUCUUUGGCUGUGAAAGCAUUUCAGCAUUGGGGAUACCUGAAGUUUUGGGCCGUCAUCAUAUUUUUAGGAGAUCAUGAUGCUGACAACAUUCUAUGAUUAUGCGGUGUUAAUUCCAGUAUAGUACGAGCUGAUCUUGACCACAUGUUGAUAUGGUUCUGUAAUUUAACUGCUAGAUUUGUGUUCUUAGUUCGUGUUGUUAAGAUAUUAGAAGAAUGAAGAUGUAACAGGGACAAAUUAUAUUUUGGGAGUGGCACUGUGCUUGUAGGUCCAGUGGUUGUGGUUUGUCUAACUUGCAAUUAGGUUAGUAUGACCUGUGGGUAUUCUGACGACUGUAAAAUGCUGACAUAGGAAAGAAAAUGAUGUACAAGUUAUCUUCCUUCAAACAUGACUCAUGCUAUUUAUGUGUAGUUAAUGAAAUGCAGCUUGCCAGAUGUACAUAUAAUAUUUUCAUUUAAGAG
This is a messenger RNA of Gastrolobium bilobum, 1542 nucleotides long. RefSeq lists its product as uncharacterized. Gene Ontology annotation, cellular component: nucleus. Bases 118 to 1161 code for a protein of 347 amino acids. The record is from RefSeq and is a predicted model, not a curated record. Lineage: Eukaryota; Viridiplantae; Streptophyta; Magnoliopsida; Fabales; Fabaceae. The transcript is spliced from 6 exons.